GGAGAGAAGGAAAUAAAAAAGCGAAGGAGGGCUGCCAGGUAGCCAGCCAGCUUCCCCUCUCCUCUCUUCCCCCAAUUCGCCCUCAAAUCCGCCGCCCCGCAUUUCCCGACCCCCCCGCAGAUCUGGGACCCUACCCCGCCGGAUCGCCGCGCCGCCGCGGGACUCGCGCGAUCCGAUCCCGCCGCACCCAGUCGCCAAGUUGGCGCCGCAGCGGAGGUCGCAGCGCCUCGCCGGCGGCGGCGCGGGGUCCGCCGCCGCCGCCGCGGGUGCUGGAGGGGCGUCCGCGCAGGCCGCCGACAUGGGGGACUCGAGCGACGCCGUCAUGGCGCGGUGGCUGCAGUCCGCGGGGCUGCAGCACCUCGCGGCCUCGUCGGCGGGCCCCGCCGGGGACCAGCGUGGCGCCGGCGUGGGGGGCCUUGGAGGCGCCGCCGGAGGAGCGGGCAUGCUGCCUAGUCUGCUCAUGCAGGGCUAUGGACCACAGUCAGUUGAAGAGAAACAAAGGCUAUAUAUGCUGUUGAGAAACUUGAAUUUUAACGGAGAAUCUUUGCCUGCAUCAGUCUCUGAGCCCUAUACACCAACUGCUCAGAAAUUUGGCAGUGGGACUUCCGCAGAGGGUCUGUAUUCACCUGAACUUAGAGGUGAACUCGGAGCUGGUCUUCUGGAUCUCCAUGCUAUGGAUGACACUGGACUUCUUUCUGAGGAUGUAGAUUCAGAACCAUUUGAGCCUUCACCCUUUAUGCCAAAGGAAAUUGAUGAUGAUGAGGAUGAUAUGAUAACAGGAAGCCAGCUAGGUCCAGCUGAUAACUAUAAUGCAGUGACGAGUGAAAAGGAGAUCAAUACUAGAGAAAAUAAUGUAGCGAAGAUCAAAGUUGUGGUAAGAAAGAGGCCCCUGAACAGAAAAGAGUUAUCUCGAAAGGAAGAUGAUGCUGUAGCUGUGCAUGAUUCAUCUUCUUUGACAGUUUAUGAACCUAAGCUGAAGGUCGACUUGACAGCUUAUGUGGAGCAGCAUGAAUUUUGUUUUGACGCUGUCCUGGAUGAGGAUGUUUCUAAUGACGAGGUGUAUCGUGAGACAGUGGAACCCAUUAUACCAAUAAUAUUCCAGAGAACAAAAGCGACAUGUUUUGCUUAUGGACAAACAGGUAGUGGGAAGACAUACACAAUGCAACCUUUGCCUCUGAGAGCUGCUCAAGACAUGAUUCGUCUUUUGCAUCAACCUGUCUACCGGAAUCAAAAUUUUAAGCUGUGGCUCAGCUACUUCGAGAUAUAUGGUGGGAAACUCUAUGAUCUUCUAUCAGACAGAAGACACUUACUGAUGAGGGAGGAUGGCAAGAAACAAGUUUGCAUAGUCGGUCUGCAGGAAUUUGAGGUUUCUGAUGUCCAGGUUGUCAGGGAAUAUAUUGAGAGGGGAAAUGCAGCAAGGAGCACAGGGUCUACAGGGGCCAAUGAAGAGUCAUCGAGGUCACAUGCCAUUCUGCAACUGGCUGUGAAGAAGCAUAUUAUAGUAACUGAAACUAGGAGACAAAGGGACAGGGAUGCCAAUGAAGCUAAAAACACAAAGGCAGUGGGAAAAAUAUCUUUUAUUGAUCUUGCUGGAAGCGAACGUGGCGCUGAUACAACAGAUAAUGAUAGGCAGACAAGAAUUGAAGGUGCAGAGAUAAACAAGAGCCUCCUUGCUCUGAAGGAAUGCAUCCGGGCCCUUGACAAUGAUCAGAUACACAUUCCUUUCAGAGGAAGCAAGCUCACAGAGGUUCUCCGUGACUCAUUUGUUGGCAACUCUAGGACGGUGAUGAUUUCUUGCAUUUCUCCCAAUGCAGGUUCAUGUGAACACACGUUAAAUACGUUGAGAUAUGCCGAUAGGGUUAAAAGUCUUUCAAAGGGUGGCAACACAAGAAAGGAGCAGUCUACUGCACCAACUAUUCCUUCCAUGAGGGAGUCUUCAUCUGCUCCAUCCUAUCCUUUAUCUGUUGAGGCUGAAGAAGUACCCAACCAGAUCCAGGAGAAGAGACCUGUCGAUAUAUCUAGGAGAGGCGCUGAAAAUUUUACCUCCAACUCUUCGAUGGAGCCUGACAGGAAUAACUUUAGUAUGAUCCCAAGUUAUUCUAAUAGAGGAAAAGAGGAAAACGGUGCAUCUGGUUUGAAUGAUAGGGAGAGGGUUGAUUUCAGUUCUGGCCGAACUGUUUACAACAGUAAAGCACAGUUAAUUCAGAAUUCAGCAAAUGCACAAGAGGAUGAAAAGGUUACGAGAGUCUCACCUCCCAGGAGGAAGGUCAUAAGGGAAGACAAGUCUGAAAAGCAGAACUACAUGAAAAAGGAUAGUGGAAUCGAGGCAAGUCGGCCUGGAUAUAAGGUGCAGCAGGUAAGGCAGUUGCAACAGCAGCAACGACCAACAUCUGCUUCAGCUUCUCAGGUUUCAAGGCAAUCUGAAAAAGAAAGUUCAUGUGAUGAUGUGGAGAUAGAUGCCAUUCUCGAGGAAGAGGAGGCCCUCAUUGCAGCUCACAGGAAGGAAAUCGAGAAUACAAUGGAGAUCGUGCGCGAAGAGAUGAACCUUCUGGCAGAAGUUGACCAACCAGGCAGCCUUAUUGACGACUAUGUGACACAAUUGAGCUUUCUUUUGUCACGCAAGGCUGCAGGCUUGGUCAGCCUCCAAGCACGCCUUUCAAGGUUUCAACAGCGCCUCAAAGAGCAGGAGAUCCUUAGCCGGAAGAAAUCAUCCAGAUAGCUGGUCAUCGCUCAUUGACUCCGGCCUUUUGCCUGCUCAGUAAAUUUACAGGAGCUUGACCGCAUUUCUUGAGAUGUUUCUCUUCUGUGGUCUCCUGUAAUGUUGGACCUGAGCAAGGAGCUAAAAGAAGACACCGCAUUGGCUCAGGACUGGGUGAGUUGACUGGUUGAUGCCAUUUCGUACUCGGUUGUCAGGUUUGAUCACCAGUUUGCGAGUAGUCCUUCUCACAGUUUGGCUGCACGGGCUUGUUUUUUUUCCGGCAGAUGCAUGGCUUGCCCUCAAUGCCGUUUUCCUUUGUAUGAGGAGACGUCCGACGUAACUGUUUGCAGAUAUGGAUGGGUUGAUUUUUGGCAGCGGCUCCUGUACUAUUGUGGACACAGAUACAUUAUUGUUGUAUUCUUUACUGAUAUUGUUUUUGUCGACAAAUGAAAAUGUGUGUUUGUGUGUGUGUGGCAAAGGACUUGAAAGUUUUCCCCCCAUUGUGCCCAGUGAAAAUUUCAGACAGGUAUGAUUAUGAAUGGUUUGUGACUA
Molecule: messenger RNA, 3250 nt
Organism: Triticum urartu
Lineage: Eukaryota; Viridiplantae; Streptophyta; Magnoliopsida; Poales; Poaceae
Product: kinesin-like protein KIN-13A
Biological process (GO): microtubule depolymerization; microtubule-based movement
Cellular component (GO): microtubule
Molecular function (GO): ATP binding; microtubule motor activity; microtubule binding
Source: RefSeq, a predicted model, not a curated record